Arabidopsis lyrata subsp. lyrata is the source of this 1666-nucleotide messenger RNA. Its product is annotated as putative BPI/LBP family protein At1g04970. Gene Ontology annotation, molecular function: lipid binding. NCBI's taxonomy places the organism in Eukaryota, Viridiplantae, Streptophyta, Magnoliopsida, Brassicales, Brassicaceae. The transcript is spliced from 6 exons. Bases 45 to 1550 code for a protein of 501 amino acids. The record is from RefSeq and is a predicted model, not a curated record.
UGUUCUUCAUCGAAGCUAGAAAAAAAAAGCUUUGAAUUUCCGCCAUGGAUGCUGGACGAUGCUUUCUCUUUCUUCUAUUACCAAGUUUCUUCUUCUUGCCUUCACAAACACAGAGCAGCCAUUCAUUCACAUCGGUUCUCGUAUCUCAAAACGGACUCGAUUUCGUCAAAAAUCUUCUAGUUAACAAAGCAAUCGCGUCGAUUAUACCUCUCCAGAUUCCCAGGAUCGAGAAAUCUGUGAAAAUCCCGUUCCUCGGAGGAAUCGAUGUUGUUGUCUCGAAUCUGACGAUAUACGAGCUUGACGUUGCGUCGUCUUAUGUUAAGCUUGGUGAGACAGGUGUUGUCAUCGUCGCUUCAGGGACGACUUGUAAUUUGAGUAUGAAUUGGCAUUAUUCUUACAGUACUUGGCUUCCUCCUAUUGAAAUCUCUGAUCAGGGUAUUGCAUCUGUUCAGGUUCAAGGCAUGGAAAUCGGGCUGUCUCUAGGCUUGAAAACUGAUGAAGGAGGCUUAAAACUUUCUCUUUCGGAAUGUGGAUGCCAUGUGGAAGACAUCACCAUUGAGUUGCAAGGAGGAGCAUCAUGGUUUUAUCAGGGGAUGGUUAAUGCAUUUAAAGACCAAAUUGGGUCAAGUGUGGAAAGUACCAUUGCCAAGAAACUCACUGAAGGAGUAUCAGACCUUGAUUCAUUCCUACAAAACCUUCCAAAGGAAAUCCCUGUGGAUGAUAAUGCUGCCCUUAAUGUCACUUUCACCAGUGAUCCUAUUUUGAGAAAUUCAUCUAUCACUUUUGAGAUUGAUGGCUUGUUCACCAAAGGAGAAACAAAUCAAUUCUUAAAGUCCUUCUUCAGAAAGUCUGUAUCUUUAGUUAUCUGCCCUGGAAAUUCUAAAAUGCUCGGAAUUUCAGUGGAUGAAGCUGUUUUUAACUCUGCUGCAGCUCUGUACUAUAAUGCAGACUUUGUGCAAUGGGUUGUGGAUAAAAUACCAGAGCAGGCUCUUUUAAACACUGCUAGGUGGAGGUUCAUCAUUCCACAACUAUACAAGAAGUACCCGAACCAGGAUAUGAGUCUGAACAUCAGUUUGUCUUCACCUCCGCGUGUAAAGAUAUCAGAGCAAUACGUUGGAGCUAAUGUUAAUGCAGACUUAGUAAUCAAUGUUCUAGAUGCAAGCCAAGUUAUACCAGUAGCAUGCAUCUCCUUGAUGAUCCGGGGAUCUGGUGCUCUCAGAGUCAUGGGUAAUAACCUUGGAGGCAGCGUAAGUUUAGAAGAUUUCUCCAUGUCUUUGAAAUGGAGCAACAUUGGAAAUCUCCAUCUGCAUCUUCUUCAGCCAAUAGUGUGGACUGUUAUACAAACAGUGUUUGUGCCAUAUGCAAAUGACCAUCUAGAAAAGGGAUUUCCGUUGCCCAUAAUCCACGGAUUUACACUUCAGAAUGCGGAAAUCAUCUGCUCAAGCUCUGAAAUCACAGUUUGUAGCGAUGUCGCCUACUUGGAUUCGUCCCAACAGCCUCAAUGGCGUUUAAAGCUACCACGAUCUACGACUUGGAAACCCAACUUGUAGUUUACACCAGACUCAACUACCAAAACAAACAAAGCUUUGUAUACUAUUUUUGUAUUUGAUGUUGACUAAACUGUGAAUGAUAUUUCUGUCUGAAAGAAAUAUAAUCUUUGUAAUUA